GAGAGGUGAACUUUCGAAGGGAAUGUUUGGAUGCGCAUAACUACGUACGCGCUCAGUACGGUUGUCCACCGCUCAUCUGGUCACAAGAACUAUCCGAUCUCGCUCAUACUUGGGCUGUUAAACUUGCCGAAAGAGGACGGAUACUCUAUCCCGAAUUACCCGGUAUAGGCGAAAAUAUUCAAUUAUCAACGGCUGACGACCACUCGCACUUGCCAUCCGGUGCUGAGAUCACGGAACUGUGGGCGAAGGAAGCCGAAGAUUUCGACUUCGAAAGACCUCGAUGGCAGCCGAGAACUCAGCAUUUCUCUCAAAUGGUUUGGAAAGAAACGUUUGAGGUAGGUAUAGCUCGAUAUUGGAACACACCGAAAAAUUGUAUCGCUGUCGUUGCCUUUUAUCGGCCUGCCGGAAAUUCGAAUGCGCCAGGU
This is a messenger RNA of Anisakis simplex (herring worm), 425 nucleotides long. NCBI's taxonomy places the organism in Eukaryota, Metazoa, Nematoda, Chromadorea, Rhabditida, Anisakidae. The record is from the annotation of a GenBank genome assembly.